Molecule: messenger RNA, 1721 nt
Organism: Doryrhamphus excisus (bluestripe pipefish)
Lineage: Eukaryota; Metazoa; Chordata; Actinopteri; Syngnathiformes; Syngnathidae
Product: low density lipoprotein receptor adapter protein 1
Source: RefSeq, a predicted model, not a curated record
CACGCUGAUUGCAUUGAGUCGCUGUGUUCGGCUACAGUUCUUCUUAGCCGCUGGUUCGAAUAGCCACGACCACCACCAAGACCACCAGCAGGGGCGGGGCAAUAUAGAGUGGUGAAGGCGGGCACUCUCGCUCUCUUGUGCCGCCAGUCUCGCUCCGCAUAGCGGAUCCAUCCACCUGCUUGGCUGCGGGUUGGCCGGAAGGCACUGACUCCCCUCGGCAUGGACGCGCUGAAAAACGCCGGGAGGGCUAUUAUCAAGAGCCCAGGAGUCCCGCGGCACACAUGGGGAACUUCGAAACACGAAAAGCUUCCUGAGAACUGGACCGACACCAAGGAGACUCUUCUGGAAGGAAUGGCGUUCAACCUCAAGUACCUAGGAAUGACGCUGGUGGUCCAGCCCAAAGGGGAGGACAUGGCGUCCGCCGCUAUCCGCAGGAUCGUUACCAUGGCCAGAGCGGGCACUAAGAAGUUCCGCAAAGUAACGCUGACGGUCUCCCCCAAAGGCAUCGUCAUCACCGAUACGGACACUGCAGCUCUCAUAGAGAAUGUCUCCAUCUACAGAAUCUCAUACUGCACAGCAGAUAAAAGUCAGGACAAAGUGUUUGCGUACAUCUCUCAGAGUCAGUUCAACGAAACCCUGGAGUGUCACGCGUUCCUCUGCCAUAAGAAAAAGAUUGCUCAGGCUGUGACAUUAACAGUCGCACAGGCCUUUAAAGUAGCUCUGGAUCUUUGGGAGAUGUCUCAGGAAGACAAAAACAAGAAGGCAAGAAGCACAUGUUGUUCCUGCACAAGCACCAAUAACGGACAGUGUGAGACCACAAACAGUCAGUGUGUCACAGCAGACCCAAAGGCGUGCUCGUCAGUGGGGACGGACGAGAAGCUUCAUCGCCCAUUUCUGUCCACCUCCAUCAGCUCCCCCUCGCCUCGUAGCAAUCCAGCGAGAAGGCGACCAAUCAAACAUGACUCCUGGGAUGUGGAUGAUGGAGUGGACGAUACAUUCUCAAGUAGCAUGGACGUCGAAGAAUCAUGCACUGACCCGACUUCAGACCCGUCCAUUACAAUGCACCUCUGAGGAGGUCCACAUCGACGCUAACUGGAACCAACAGUAAGUGGCGUCACUCUGGAUCAGUAGGGACACCGAAUGAACUUUAACACCUCCAGGAACGUCCCACAGUCAAAAUUUUUAUUUUUUUGCUUCAAACACGACAUUACAGGAUUUGGACGUUCCACUUAGACCUGACUGAAGCACUUGUAACGAAUCAUGAAUCAUCUUUUCAAGCACAGACAUGACGUGACGUGAACCACUUGUUACACUUCUUAGGCAGAAGCAAUCACAAAGUUGGCUCUACACUCCUGUUGUUGUUUUUUUGCGUGGAAACUCUGCACUGCCUCGCCCUGCAGAAGAAGGAUGUGAAGAGUCUGCACAGGAACAGGAAGUGAGUCUCACACCAGUAGUAAGCUGACCUUUGACAAGUGGCCGGUUCCGCCAUGUUGUGUCCAUCCGCAUUCUCUUUCUGUUUCCAGUUUCACUUCUAUUGAAACUAUUGUGUAACAUACCGCUGAUGCAUUUGAGUAAGUAACACUCCCACUCAUGUGAGUCUACAUGAACGCUUGUUUUCUACCUAUGCAAACACAAUGAUUAGUUUGUGUAGUUUGUACUGGACUGUUUGCAUUCUUACAUAUUUAUGCACAAUAAAUGAGUUUGUACCACAAAUCCACUGA